Molecule: messenger RNA, 945 nt
Organism: Fulmarus glacialis (Northern fulmar)
Lineage: Eukaryota; Metazoa; Chordata; Aves; Procellariiformes; Procellariidae
Gene: NTMT2
Product: methyltransferase like 11B
Exons: 4
Coding region: 1-945 (314 amino acids)
Biological process (GO): N-terminal protein amino acid methylation
Cellular component (GO): cytoplasm
Molecular function (GO): N-terminal protein N-methyltransferase activity
Source: RefSeq, a predicted model, not a curated record
AUGACGCUGCCUCUGCCUCUUCGGAAGGACAGGUCCUCCAGAGAGCACCAGCCAGAGCAACUGUCCACCCUUGCAAAAAACCUCUUCAUCAUGGCGUAUAAAGCAGCACAUUUGGCCUUUAAGUCACGCUGGCACAAGACAGAUGAAGAACUCUGUCGGCACAGUAUGUCCUUCGUCUUGCAUAAGGCGAUCCGAAAUGACUUUUUUCAGAGUUACCUUUAUCUGCUGGAAAAGCUUCCCCUGGUGAAACUUUACGCUUUGACAAGUCAAGUUAUCAAUGGCGAGAUGCAGUUCUACGCCAGGGCCAAACACUUCUACCGGGAGGUGCCAGCCACAGAAGAGGGCAUGAUGGGAGACUACAUUGAGCUCUCCAGUACAGACAUUGAAUCCUCCAGGGAGUUUCUCAGGAAAUUUGUUGGGGGAGUGGGGAAAGCUGGUACCACCCGCGCCCUGGACUGCGGAUCUGGGAUAGGUCGUAUCAGCAAGCAUGUCCUGUUACCAGUUUUCAAGAGCGUGGAACUGGUGGAUAUGAUGGAGAAUUUCCUGGCUGAGGUCCCGAACUACCUGCAGGGCAAGGAGGACAGAGUAGAGAUGUAUUACUGCAAAAGCCUCCAGGAAUUCACUCCAGCCCCACAAAGAUAUGAUGUCAUCUGGAUUCAGUGGGUUUCAGGAUAUCUGACAGAUAAAGAUCUCCUGGAGUUUCUCAUCCGGUGCCAGAAUGGCUUGAAGGAUAAUGGUGUUAUCAUUCUCAAGGACAAUGUAGCCAGGGAGGGCUGUAUCCUGGAUUGCCUGGAUAGUAGUGUGAUCAGAGACCUGAACAUCCUCCACAGCCUCAUUGAAAUGAGUGGACUCACCAUCCUACGAGAGGAGAGGCAGGAGGGAUUCCCUGAGCAGUGUGUCCCUGUCUGGAUGUUGGCCAUGCAGAAAGGCCCUGGCCAUUCCUGA